CCAUUUUUUCUUUGUCUAUGCCACAAAGCUAAACCCAAUAGCUCUGAUUACAACAUGUGUUCAUUUAGCCAAAAAAAAAAUAUUUUAGUUGUGUUCCUUGUUCUCACUGUGUGGACAUCCCAAGUAAUGUCUCGCAGGUUGUCUGAGGCCUACUCAUCAGUGAAACAUGAGAAGUGGAUGGCACAGUAUGGUAAGGUUUACAAGGAUGCUGCCGAGAAGGAAAAACGUUUCCAAAUAUUUAAAAACAAUGUGCACUUCAUUGAGUCUUUCCAUGCUGCUGGGGACAAACCUUUCAACCUUAGCAUUAACCAAUUUGCUGACCUUCAUAAUGAAGAAUUUAAGGCUUUACUAAUUAAUGGUCAGAAGAAGGAACAUAACGUGCGGACAGCAACAGCAACAGAAGCAUCGUUCAAGUAUGACAGUGUGACUAGGAUUCCUUCUAGCUUGGACUGGAGGAAAAGAGGUGCUGUUACUCCAAUCAAGGACCAAGGAACAUGUCGAAGUUGUUGGGCAUUUUCAACUGUGGCUACAAUUGAGGGUCUCCAUCAAAUAACUAAAGGUGAAUUAGUGUCUCUAUCAGAGCAAGAACUAGUUGAUUGUGUUAAAGGUGACAGCGAAGGAUGCUAUGGUGGAUAUGUGGAAGAUGCCUUUGAAUUCAUUGCCAAGAAAGGUGGAGUAGCAAGUGAAACACACUACCCCUACAAAGGAGUUAACAAGACUUGCAAGGUUAAGAAGGAAACUCAUGGUGUAGUCCAGAUUAAAGGGUAUGAGCAAGUUCCUUCAAAUAGUGAAAAGGCUCUCCUAAAAGCUGUGGCACAUCAACCAGUGUCAGCUUAUGUUGAAGCUGGAGGAUAUGCUUUCCAAUUUUACUCAAGUGGGAUUUUUACAGGAAAGUGUGGAACUGAUAUAGAUCAUUCUGUUACCGUAGUUGGUUAUGGAAAAGCUCGUGGUGGCAAUAAAUAUUGGCUGGUAAAGAAUUCAUGGGGCACUGAAUGGGGUGAGAAAGGGUAUAUAAGGAUGAAGAGAGAUAUACGUGCCAAGGAAGGUUUAUGUGGAAUUGCUACGGGUGCCUUAUAUCCAACUGCUUGAUUGCUGCUAUUAAUUCAUAUAUAAAUCUUAAAGAGUUUAAUUUGGUGUAUGCACGUUGUAUCUCUAAUCAUCAUUUUCCUUAUAUUUUCGGGCUAGUAUAUAUGCAACCUAUUAGUGUUCCAACAAGAGACUCGACCCUUCCAGACCACUGGUUCUCGGUCAGAUUAGUCCGGCUUUUAAAAUUAUGUCUUCCAUUGCAAGCUAACCUUAUAACUCAAAAUAUAUUCCAUGCUUUCUUUUUUUGUUGUUGUUUAGUAUAUUUAUAUAAUAGUGUUUUUUUACUGAAA
This is a messenger RNA of Glycine soja, 1376 nucleotides long. Its product is annotated as senescence-specific cysteine protease SAG39-like. NCBI's taxonomy places the organism in Eukaryota, Viridiplantae, Streptophyta, Magnoliopsida, Fabales, Fabaceae. The coding region runs from base 55 to 1089 and encodes 344 amino acids. The transcript has 2 exons. Gene Ontology annotation, molecular function: cysteine-type endopeptidase activity. The record is from RefSeq and is a predicted model, not a curated record. Gene Ontology annotation, cellular component: lysosome.